Molecule: messenger RNA, 486 nt
Organism: Kuraishia capsulata CBS 1993
Lineage: Eukaryota; Fungi; Ascomycota; Pichiomycetes; Pichiales; Pichiaceae
Exons: 1
Coding region: 1-486 (161 amino acids)
Cellular component (GO): kinetochore
Source: RefSeq, a predicted model, not a curated record
AUGACUACUGCAUCCCUUUUAUCGGACUAUCUGCUCUCGCGGUCAUCACUGGAACAUGCCGUACCGAUGAAGCGAUUCCGUGCUAUAGUGUCUCAAUCGCAAAAAGGCGUGACUCCAGAGCUGGAAGAUACACUCUACAAGACGCUGAGACGUCAACACGAGUCACGGCUGAAAGACGUGGCAGAUUCUAUACGACAUGAGUUACAUGAAAUUGACUCCGAUGAUGGGGCUGAAGCCCAGGUUUCUACUGAAGAAGAGACUUUGGAGAAACUAGUGCGGCAGAUGAAAGUGUUGGACAGUUCUCUGGAUUCGAUGGUGGACAACCUCGAGAUUGAAAUUGCUCAGAGAUUGGUAGACAUGCGUGGAAUCGUUGACUCUCUCGAUAGUUUAGAAACUGAACCGGAUGAGGACAUGAAUGCUACAGUACGCGAAAUCACUGGUAAUAUGAAAGAGAUGGAAUCUGAGAUCAUGGCAGCGUUAGAGUGA